AUGCCGAGAGAGGACACGCUGCGGUCGGCCAAGGACGACGCGAAGGCCCAGGAGACGGGCGCGGCCACGCACCCGGUGAGCUCCGCUCCGACGUUCGUCCUCGUAAGCGAUACCCGCAUGUUCAUCCAAGAGAACGUCUACGCCAUCCUGGGUCACGGCAACUUCCAGCGGCGCCUGCUCUUCACCGGCAUGUUGUCCGUGACGGUGCUACUGCUGCACGCGUUCGCCAACUUCCUGAUUGGUCGCGACGUGGACCACUGGUGCCGACAGCCGGACGAUCUGAGCCACGUGUCCGGAGAGACCUGGAGGAACACGGCCAUACCAAUCGAAGCCGACGGCAGCCACAGCCGAUGCACCGUCUACCACCCAGCCAUGCCAACGCCGGACAAUGCCGUGGAGAUACGCUCCGUGAUUUCAAGAUACUGUUGGAAUUACGACACCCAAGACGUCAGUGACAGCAUCGUGAGCCGCUGGGACCUCGUCUGCAACAAACGCUGGCUCUACAAGUUCACCAAGAUUGCCAACAUGUUGGUAGCCGCAUUGCUCGUGCCAGCCGCCGGGUUCGUGUCCGACCGGAUCGGCCACCAGCUGGCCAUAUUGGGCAGUGUGAUUUGCCUGCUGGCAUGCAGCGUGGCGUGCAGCGUUGCGCAAACGUUCUUCAUGUUCCUUGUGACCCGGUUCUUUCUCUCCGCGGCCAGCUGCUCGGUUCAGGUGCUCAUGUUCAUCCUCAUCUACGAGGUGACCGGCAACCAGAACCGGGCGACCUACGGCGUCCUGGACGCAGCGCUCGGCACGACCCUGGUGCCGCCAGCCUUGUACGUUCUCUCCAUUCAGGAGCCCCACUGGGUUAUGGCGCACCUAGAGCUGCUGUUGCCCACGUUCAUGCUCGUUUUCUGGUGCUUCCUUCUCGACGAGUCACCCGCCUGGCUUCUCUCGACGGGAAAUCCUCACGCCGCGGAAGCAGCCGCCGUGGCCGCUGCCACCAGUAACGGCCUGAGUGCGCACACGGCGCGAGAAGCCUUCCGGGCACUCGUCGCUCACAUCCGAAGGCGCGACGCCUCCAAACAGUUUGUCAUGACCAUCGGCGGCAGCGACAUGUUCAUGCACGAGCCUCUGUUCCGUUGGGGCGUCAUGUCUGUCCUGCCGUCCUGGUUCAGCGUGAACCUCGCCUACUACGGUUUCGUCCUUCAGAACGCCUAUACCAGACACGUGUGGCGCACAAUACACAUGGUCGUCCAGGCGUUGCUCUACGCCAGCGUCUGUUGGUACAUCAGCGACCACGGACAGCGGGAGACGCUCUCGAUACUGCUCGCCUUUCUGUGCGCCUCCGCGGUCACUCACGCUGCCGUGUCCGUGACGAUGGCGGGCCAGCUAUCCUCAGCAGUCGUUCUCGUCGUCGAGAGCCUGGCGUCCGCAGCGCUAAGCGUCAACUACGGCUACACGGCGGAGGUCUUCCCCACUACCGUGCGGAGCAUAGGCCUCACGAUCUCCUACGCGUUCGGUCGCGUAGGGGUCAUCGUGGCCUCCGUUAUUGUGGUGCUCUGGGGUGGUGCCAAUGAAGCCGACAUGCCGCUCGAUGUGGCGGUGGCUGCGUUGGCUUUGUUGAGCGCCGUUUCCAUCCAGUGGCUGCCCGAGAUAUUUGCCAGGAAAAAGGAGAAGUCUUGCUGCAGCAGCGAAAAGGAAAGGAAGGAAGCAAUCCUGGCGUCACUGUCUUCCACCAUCAAGACGAUCAAACACCCACUCAAAACCCGCCGAAGGUCAUCGGGAGCCGUCUCGGCGUCGUCUUCCAAGACACGCACACUAACGGCCCGUCCACCUAGCAGCCUAUAG
Molecule: messenger RNA, 1830 nt
Organism: Rhipicephalus microplus (southern cattle tick)
Lineage: Eukaryota; Metazoa; Arthropoda; Arachnida; Ixodida; Ixodidae
Product: solute carrier family 22 member 7
Biological process (GO): transmembrane transport
Molecular function (GO): transmembrane transporter activity
Source: RefSeq, a predicted model, not a curated record